AUGAUUUCGACUGCAGACAGCUCAAACGUGCAUUUUUUACCACCCAAAAGGAUUGCUUGUGGGCAUCAGUUUUCUAGUGCUAUUAAUGAUGCUGGAGAAAUUUUUGUGUGAGGCUGCAAUAAAAACGGAAAACUUGCAUUAGAUUCUGGCCCAGAGCCAAUAUGAAGACCAAAAAAGAUUGAUAUAGCAAGCAUAGGAGGCUCUGCUAACCAAAUUGACUGUGGCGCUGAGUUUACAAUGGUGAUUUCUCUGCUUCCUGAAGAUAAAAAUGAAGCAGGCAAGCUUAUAGGAUGAGGCGUAAACAAUAUGGGCCAAGUCGGCAUUGGAAAUGAUGACAUAGACGAGCUUCCUAACGAAGUUAGAGAGCCAACCCUUAUAAGACUCCCUGAAAAAGCUUGCAGGGUCAGCUGCGGCCGUGAUUUUGCAGCCUGUAUCACAGAAAGUGGCAGACUUUACUCCUGAGGAAACGGGACAUAUGGAAACUUAGGCCACGGCAGCACCGAUUCUUAUAGUAAACCUACCAUUGUCCAAGCUUUAAGUGACACUAUUAUUAUUGGUGUUUCCUGUGGCGCUAAACAUGUAUUAAUUACUACAAAAGAUUUUAAAGUAUACAGCUGAGGGAAUGGAGGACAUGGCCGUUUAGGCCAUGGAGACACUAUAGGGACGGCUACUCCUAAACCUAUAGAAUAUUUAUUUAGAGAAAAUAUUAUGUAUGUGUCAGCAGGAGACAGCCACUCAGCAGCGGUUUCCAAUCUGGGAGAAGUUUAUAGCUGAGGAGCUGGGUCAUAUGGAAGACUAGGCCAUGGCUCAGAAAUUGACGUCCAGAUCCCCAGCAUUGUGACUGCACUACAAGGUAAAAGAAUGUAUAUGGUCGCUUGUGGCUUCAGACACAGCCUUUCUAUUUCAGUCCAAGGAGAAGUCUUUGCAUGGGGUGCCGGAAAUUAUGGAGUUACUGGGCUUUUUGACUUAAAAGAAAUCAGGACUAUGCUGAUACCGCUGCAGAUAAGGUUUUUAGAAGGCAAAAAAAUCACACAGGUCGCGGUUGGGCCGUGGCAUUCUAUGGCAAUUUCAUCAGCUGGAGAAGUGUUUACGUGAGGAUAUCAUGGGCAUGGAAGACUUGGCCAUGGCACAGAUGCCAGGGACGACCAGGCAUUCCCAAAAGCGAUUCCUCCACAGUUUAUAUAUGGGGUGACUGGGGGUGUUAGGAUUAUAGAAAGAAUAGCCCAGAUCACAGGGUCCAAAAAAUUAAUGAUUAGGAAUACACCUGCAAGGGAUGCUUGAAAAAUGAUACAAGUGGCCUGUGGAGGGCAGCACUCAUUGGCUGUUACUAAAAGUGGCACUGUCUGGGCAUGAGGGGAGAAUAGAAAUGGAGCACUUGGGGUAGGAAAAAAUGAAGAAGACCAGCUGGUCCCUGUGAUAUGUCAGAAUUUGAAUAAUUAUAUUAUAUACUUUAUAAUAGGCUUAUAAAUUUAUUAAUUAGAAAAUUUUAGAAAAUAUUUAUAGAAAAUUGCAUAAAAUCCGUAGCUUGUGGCUCACAGCAUAGCUUAGCAAUAUCGACCAGAGGAGAAGUCCUUACGUGAGGAAAUGGAAGAUUUGGGCAGCUUGGAAAUGGGUUUGCUGGGAUCUGUUUUAUACCGAAAAUAGUAGAAAUGCUACAAGGAAAAGGAAUUAUACAAGGAGCCUGUGGAGAAGACUAUAGUGCUGUGCUUUCAGAAAUAGGAGAAGUCUAUACCUUUGGGAAUUCUGAUUCAGGGAAGCUAGGCCUUGGUAGGGUCCCUCAUCAAGUUUUCCCAAAAUUAAUUAGGGAUUUAUUGAAUAUUUCUUAUAUAUCAGCAGGACAAAGCCAUAUGGCAGUUAUUGGGCAUAAUGGAGCAGUUUAUACCUGAGGGUCAGGAUUUUAUGGGAAACUUGGCAAUGGGAGCAGCGAAAACCUUUUUUCACCUAAACAAAUCCAUGGGAAAGGUGAGCGAAUUUAUAUAGAAUUAUAAAGAAUAGCUAUUUUUACUAUAAAAAAUAAACAGAUUUCAUAAUAAGGCAUAUAAAAUGGUCUCCUGUGGAGCAUCACAUACCUUAUUUUUAGAUGAAAAACUAGUCCUAUAUGGCGCAGGACGAAAAGAAAUGGUCCUUUCCAGGGUCGAUUUGACUGAGCCAAAACUGAUAGGAAAUUUGCACGAUAAAACUUUUCGGCUUAUUUGUGCAGCAGAAGAGCACUCAUUAGCCAUCACAGAACAAGGCGAUACCUUUAUAUGAGGCUUCAAUAAAUACGGAAAACUCGGUAAUAAAGCUGAAAACGAGCCUUUGCCACAGCCAUUCAAGCUCCCUCUCCCUUCUAACAUAUGUGACAUUUCUGCAAAAAUAAACCACAACUUAGUACUAACCACAAAUGGUGACAUCUACGCCUGGGGCUGCGGAAGCGGCGGCAGACUUGGCUUUGGCAACACCAAUAACAUAAAAACCCCUGAAAUUUUAGAAACAAGGUGAAACGCCAUACAAGAGUCAGCAAAUUUUGAUGAUGAACAAGACGAACUAAAUGCUUUAGACCUCGUUCUGUCACAGCUAGACACUGGGGUAAGGAUUUCUAGCUUCAAAGAAAUGAUGCUGGUGCUGCAAAAUGAAGAAGAAGACUGUUUAGAGUCUGAGCUCAGACGAGAAGAAGCCGAAGUCCAUAGAAAUUUGGCAGAAAUCGUCAAAACUUUUAAAACUAGUAAGGAAUCUGAGGAGAGGAUUCAUGACUUAAAAAUCCAAAUUGAAGGGAAAAUCCUACAGAGGACUUAUGAGCUGAAGCUGCCACAGAGGGAUUAUUUAAUUGUACACAUCCCGAAGUACUUGGCGAGUAAUUUGGGGAGGAUUGAAAAUAUGAUAUGGAUCCUUCAGCAGCAGCCUUGUUAUUGUGGAUUAUAAUAAAUAUAGUUUAUUGGUAAGAAUUUGGGCUAUUUUUGGGAAAAAAUAAUAGAAAAAAGCAUAUAUUUCAAGACUGGUCAAUAUUAUGAGGCAGCGUGGCAGCCGUGACAUAUCAACCCUCAUUACAAGUAUCAGGCCUAUAUAUUCCAAUAUCCACCUAGAUGCUAUGAUGGGGAAGCUUAUUUCUAGGGACUCUUUACUGUAUAUUUCUCUAUGCAAAGAAGUCAUUGCAGGAGAAAUCGAAAAUGCCAAUAUGAUUGACGAUUUAUUUGUGGUCCCUGGAUGUCCGACAGCCCAAUUUUUAUUGAGUUUUUUUAGCAGGGAUUAUGGGAGUGACUUAUUUUAUAAAAUUUUGCAUAGGCCUACUAAUGAGCUUUUAGACAUGGUAAAAGCGAUUGGGAAUAAUGGGAUAGUUAUUGAUCCUAUAGAAGUUUCUAGGCUUACCCAAAGGCAAGGAAGCGGCCAAACUGCUAAUUCUGUAAUAAAAGAAAAAAAAGCACAGUCUGCUUUUAAUGAUGGUAUUACCUAUGCUAUCCGAGCUGCAGGGUAUUUUAUUGACACGAUAAAAGCUUUCCCCAGCAUCCUCCCAACGCCUAUAAAAAUCCUUAUGAAGCACACUUUUUCCAAAAUGGCAAAUAAAGCAUGGCUUCGUGAAGUAGGCCAUGAGCACGCCCGUUUAAAGUUCCAAAAAGCGCUUUUGAGGCUUAUGAUAACCCAAUUGCUCCUCCCAGUAAUCAUGACCCCCGAAACUGAAGGUUUAACGACCCAGACUAUAGAAGAAGGUGAAAGAGACACAAUGUCAAUAAUCACAGACAUUAUCAGAAAAAUAGUAGACAAGACCUGUUUUAUAGGUGACCAUUAUUCGACCUUAAAUUCUUUUAUUUUGACUUCCCAUGAGCAGCUUAUUUCUACACUGGAAACCUGUAUAGAAGUUGAAGACUCUUCUGAGGUCGAUCUUAUUAUAUACCUUUUUAUAUCAAAAUAAUGCAUGCUUAUUAUUAAUUUAUAUAUAUAAAAUAGCCUAGGAAAUGGGUAUAUCGAGCUUUACCACCCAUUUUUCAGUUAUAGACUCCUUUAUCCAUUACCCUGUCAACGACAUCAUUACUUUAUCAAUCUACCUUAUUAAAUAUAGAAAGCAAGUUGAGCUAUUUCCAGGCAGAGAUUUACUAUAUGACCAUUUAGACCAUAUGAGUGACAUAGGCUCAGAAGUCGCCAAAUCAGCUGAUAAUUUUAAAAUAAAUCUACAAAUGAAUAACCAUUUUUUGUAUGACUAUGACGAAGUUUCUGUAUGUGCUGGCUGUGGUGUGCCAAUGCCGAAAAGUCUAGCAAUAACUACAAGGACUCAUAGCACACUUAUAAAGCACUUACAUGUCAGAGAAGAAGACGAAUUUUUGGUUUCUAUAGAAAAUGCCUCAAGGCAGAUCCCAAAAUUUUCAGCGAUUACGCUUGAAGAAUUGUCGACGAAAUUUAGAAAAACGAUAGAGUCUAUAUUGAGCACGCCAAAUCCGAAUUAUAAAAUAUUAUUUGAGCUGAGAGCAGCUGAUGAAAAAGUCCAGGACUUGAUGAGCAGGGAUUUUUCGAUGGAUUAUUUGCUAUUUGAGCUGUCAAAAAGACUGAAGGAUAGACAUAGCUAUAAACAGUAUUUAAGGAGGCUACAAGAAGGGAUACACCAUAUUACUGCAGCUCAAGAAGAAUAUUUCCAUAAUCUAAGAGAAAAAGAAAAAGAUUUAACAGCAGCUCUCGAUACCAUUGCAAAUUUCAGGACUUCUUUACACCCAAAUGAAAAAGAAAUGAAAAAUAUGUCAUAUUUUAAGCUGUCACAAACCCACAAUUUAGUAAUGAAAAAAAGAAAAAUUCUUGAUUUGCCUGCUGAUGUCCAGCAUGAUGUCGCUGGAAACGUCUCUAUUGUAACACUAGAAAACAACGGGGUCAUUGAAAGGCUGGAAUAUGGCUUCCGAAAAGACACAAAAAAUUCUCUAGAACUCCAUUAUAGCCACCAUAAGAAAAAAGGCUGACAUUUUGAGAUAUCCCAUUCUACAACGACUUAUUGUAGUUAUUUUUAUAUAGUAAAUAUAAGUUUUUUAUUAUAAAAAUAGAAUAAUUUUUAACCAAGGGGAAAGCUCAGACAUGAUUGGACAAUUUAACUUGUCAAAUGAAGAAUUUUUGAACUUAAAAAGAUCAGCCAACAGUGAAGCUAAACUAGAUAUCCCAAAUAUCGGGACUUUUAGGCUUGGGCCAUUCAUCAUUUUUCUGAAUUCAAGGGUAAGAAAACAGGUGGUGUAA
This is a messenger RNA of Blepharisma stoltei, 5184 nucleotides long. The record is from the annotation of a GenBank genome assembly. Lineage: Eukaryota; Ciliophora; Heterotrichea; Heterotrichida; Blepharismidae.